AUGUCAAAAGGAGUUCAGCGCGAUGAAUCCAAAUUUUGCGAAUUCCAUAACGAUAAAGGUCACACCACCGACGAAAGGCUCGCGCUCAGAAAUACGAUUGAGACACUCAUUAGAGAAGGAAAGCUCCAAGAAUUUAUUUCCACUUGCAGGGAAUACAAGACACAGCAAAAGCGCGAUAGAAGCCCUGAUAACGACUCGAAUCCCAACGAGCAAAGGGCACGUCCUAGGAGAACUUAUAACUCCAAUCGUAACAGUGACCGUAGAGUGGACAGAGCAACAUCAACUGACAGACAUCAUAGAACUCCAUCAAGAAACAGACAGCAAGGCGCGAGGCAACACCGCGAUGGACUACCCAAUAACGCAGCAGGCAUUCUAGCCACCAUUGCCGGGGGCUCAGCGGGAGGCGGUGCGACCACAUCUCAACGAAAGAAGCACUUAAAGUCAGUAAUGACAGUACGCAAUCACGCACGCCUAUCAACCCCUCGCUAUCUAAAACAGGCCAUCAGUUUUGAUGAUGAUGACUAUGGCGAUAUCAUUCCAGACCACGAUGACCCGCUAGUAAUCUCAGCAUGCAUGGCUAACCUCCAGGUAAAACGUAUUAUGAUUGAUAAUGGUAGUUCAGCUGAUAUCAUAUUCUGGGAUGCCUUUUGCGCGAUGCACAUCCCAGAAGAACAUCUUCUGCAUGGAUGUUCGAACUUAAUAGGCUUCACUGGAGAAUGCGUACAGCCCAAAGGCACCAUUGAAAUGUGGGUCACCUUUGGAAACUUGCCUUUAGCUCAAACUAUCAAGGUGAAAUUUUAUGUCAUUGAAUACGCUUCAGCGUAUAACAUCAUUCUAGGAAGACCAACUAUUGCGGCAUUAAAGGCAAUCAUUUCCAUACCUCAUCUUUUGAAGAAAUUUCGUAACAAGUCUGGCACGGUAGUUGCCAUUAGAGGAGAUCAGAAAACAGCACGCAGUUGUUACAAUACCAGUCUAAGAGCCAAGACUCCUGUACAACCUGAUGACAAAGACAAAGCAUCGGUAAAUAUUACUGAUCUCGAUGUACGCGAUGAUCUACGCGAUAUUCGUCCUCAACCUGAUGGGAGUUGGAAGACCUCUAGAUAG
Gastrolobium bilobum is the source of this 1104-nucleotide messenger RNA. RefSeq lists its product as uncharacterized. Bases 1 to 1104 code for a protein of 367 amino acids. The transcript has a single exon. NCBI's taxonomy places the organism in Eukaryota, Viridiplantae, Streptophyta, Magnoliopsida, Fabales, Fabaceae. The record is from RefSeq and is a predicted model, not a curated record.